CUGAGGAGGGCUCCAGAUAUGGGAUGACGUAGUGACCGUAGUGGGAGAGGCAGCGGUUCCUUCGACCAGACCACAUCAUCGACAGUCGUCACGACACAGAAAGCAGCUCGAAGACCCUAAAAUACUCGAUAUUACAAACUCACAUGGAUGCAUAUGAACGUGUAUAUCGGCUAACUUUGGUAAAUUAGACUCGCCUGACCAUUGCCUAAAGGCUACACACAAUCAUAGCCUAUGAAUUCGGGAACUAUCGCUGCGUGGAAGUGUAACAUUUUAUGGAGGCUUGGAGACGUAGGGGAGCGAGGAGCAGAAGGGGGUAAACUGAAGAUCGACACACCAAACUGGGAACAUUGGACAUAUUCUGCUGGCUACGAGUGACCCACACGCACGGGACGGGGUGGAAACAUGGCCGCGAAUGUCAAUUUAACAUCUGGGAUGGGAGAAAUUAUUCAACUGAACGUCGGUGGGACAAGGUUCAGCACCUCUAGACAGACUCUCAUGUGGAUCCCAGACUCUUUCUUCUCAAGUUUGCUGAGUGGGAGAAUAUCAACUCUACGUGAUGAAACUGGAGCUAUAUUUAUUGACAGGGACCCGACAGCCUUUGCGCCCAUUUUGAAUUUUCUUCGAACCAAAGAGUUAGACUUACGGGGGGUAAACAUUAACAUUCUCCGCCAUGAAGCUGAGUUUUAUGGGAUAACGCCAUUAGUGAGGAGGUUGCUGCUGUGUGAGGAAAUAGAACGUUCGUCCUGUGGCAGUGUUCUGUUCCAUGGAUACCUUCCCCCUCCAGCUCUCCCAGCCCGUAAGUUCAGCUCUACCCCUGCAGCCUCGGGCCCUGCCCCUGAGGAUCGGCCUGGUCCUACCGGAGCAGAGGGGGGGUUCCCCCAUACCUGUCCCCCCCACCCCUCACUCCCCGGACCCCCUGGAGCCGAGGGACCACACAGACUGGGUGCUGUGGUGGACCCUAGGAAGGUGCUUAUUGUAGCUGGACAUCAUAACUGGAUCGUAGUGGCUUAUGCACACUUUGUCAUCUGCUACAGGAUAAAAGAGUCGUCGGGGUGGCAGCAGGUGUUUUCUAGCCCCUAUCUGGACUGGUCCAUCGAGAGAAUCGCCCUUAACGCCAAGGUGGUGGGUGGUCCCCAUGGUGAUAAGGACAAGAUGGUGGCAGCUGCCUCCAAUAGCAACAUCAUCCUCUGGAGCAUCCAAGACGGAGGGAGUGGCAACGAGAUAGGUGUGUUUAGUCUGGGUGUACCCGUAGAUCAUCUGUUCUUCAUCGGGAACCAGCUGGUGGCCACCAGUCACACUGGGAAGGUGGGAGUCUGGAACGCUGUCACACAGCACUGGCAGGUGCAGGAUGUAGUUCCCAUCACCAGCUGUGACACGGCCGGCUCCUUUCUGCUCCUGGGCUGCAACAACGGCUCCAUCUACUACAUAGACAUGCAGAAGUUUCCUCUGAGGAUGAAGGAUAAUGAUCUGUUGGUGACAGAGCUGUACCACGACCCGUCUAAUGACGCCAUCACUGCCCUCAGUGUCUACCUCACGCCCAAGACCAGUGUGAGUGGUAACUGGAUAGAGAUAGCGUAUGGAACCAGUUCUGGAGCAGUCCGGGUCAUAGUUCAACACCCUGAGACAGUAGGCUCUGGACCUCAGCUCUUUCAAACCUUUACUGUCCACCGCUCCCCUGUCACUAAGAUCAUGCUCUCAGAGAAACACCUGGUCUCAGUGUGUGCGGACAACAACCACGUGCGGACGUGGACGGUGACACGGUUCCGAGGCAUGAUCUCCACGCAGCCUGGCUCCACCCCCCUUGCCUCCUUUAAGAUCCUCUCAUUGGAGGAGACGGAGAGCCACGGCAGCUACUCAUCAGGCAACGACAUCGGUCCGUUUGGGGAGAGAGACGACCAGCAGGUGUUCAUUCAGAAGGUCAUCCCCGUCACCAACAAGCUGUUUGUUCGCCUCUCCUCCACCGGGAAAAGGAUCUGUGAGGUGGCGGCAGUGGAUGGGACCACAAUCUCGUGUUUCACGGUGAGGGAGUGCGAGGGUUCUAGCAGGAUGGGUUCUAGACCAAGGAGGUACCUCUUUACUGGCCAUGGCAACGGCAGCAUUCAGAUGUGGGACCUCACCACCGCUAUGGACACCGCCAACAAGGGAGAGGAGAAGAAGACUGACGAGGUGGGCGGACCAACAGAGGAGGAGCUGCUGCAGCUAUUGGACCAGUGUGACCUCAGCACCUCCCGCUGUGCCACGCCCAACAUCAGCCCCGCCCCUUCGGUGCUGCAGCACAGCCGCCUCCGAGAGUCCUGCUCCAGCCUCCAGCUGCAGGCCCAGGAGCCCAUCCCAGAGACGGCCACCUACGGAGCCCUGCGACCCUACAGAGAGAGCCCCCUGCUGGCCCACGCCCGCCGCACAGAGUCCUUCCACAGCUAUAGAGACUUCCAGAACUUCUCCCUGGGGACAGGUCUGCUGGAGAGCCCCGGACAGGCUCCAGGACAGGGGGCAGGCCAAGGUACAGAGGCCCGAACCCGGUCACUGUGCGAGGCUGGGGGAGAGGAGGGCGAGCGGAGGGGCUCGGCCAUGGAGCUCUGGGCUAGCCGAAGCGCUAACGCCGAUGUCGUUGCGAAUGCUUCCGUGGUCACAGGUGGCGCCACUGCCGAAGAGGGCGUUUUCAUAUCGCCACGGCAACCCCCCGACAGUCCUGGAGGAGACGCUUGGCGAAGGGUCCAAUUGGAAGAGGAGGGGGCGGGGUUAGGAUCAGUGGCGGAGGCUAGGUCUGAGGUGAGAAGGAAGGGAGGGUUUGAGGGGGCAGUAUUUCUGGGCAGAAAGAGAGCACCUCCAGUCCCCCAGCUCACCUCGCUCCCCUCGGUGGGGUCUGAGGGGGGAGGCAGUGACUCCUCCUCCACUGCCUCCCCCUCCCCCACCCAGCUGGCUUCCAUUUCCCCCCGGCACAGGAAGUGCAGUGAGCCGGCCAAUCAGGACAGCAGCCUGUGAGUUACGGACAGCUCUGACGCAGACGCCCCUGGUGUCAGUCAGUCAACAGCUCUACGGAGAAGUUACUCCCCUAUCCACUGAUCUAGGACCAGCCUACCCUCCCCAAAUUCUAACCUUAACCAUUAGGAGUAAAACACACUAAACUGACCUUAGAUCAAUGUUUGGGACAACUUCAUCUCACAGGCAAUAUUCUAGACUGCCACAGUAUGACAUCUCAAAAGAAGCCCGUUAUUCUCAGUCAACAGAAGAAACUUGACACCUGCUGGAGGUCGCUAACUAGCCUAAGGGUGAUCUUCUAGUUCCGAGCAUGACUUGAACCCUUCGGAUCUCUCCAUCAUGGCUGUAAUCUGGUAGCUUCACAAGUGGUUCUCAAAUGUUUGUUCCAAUAGUCCACUCAUGAUAUAAGUAGGACUUUGUGUUAGAGGCAUAUACUGUAGUUUAUCGACUAUUAACACAAAGUGCUAGAUAUGUUUAUUUCCUCCUUGUGGUUGUCGUCACUUUCACACACACUUAUAGUUGUGGGUUCACAGGAUGUGAACCUCCACACAACACAUAGUCAUGCUGUUCAACUAGCCAGUAGCCGUGCGUGUCGUGUUUUAGACCUGCCUGAAUUCUACGCUACACAGUAAGUCGCCUUAUUUCUCUUUUCUUCUCCGUCGAAACAGACCCGACAUCUCAUGCUGAAGGUCAAAGUGACUUUGCAUGGCAUUCUAUGUUAUUCUAAAUGGAAGGAAUCAUGCUUAGUGCCUUUUGUUAACAUUAGCCAUAGUCUAAAUAUCCACCUGUCCUUUCAGUGAUGUAGAGAGGAAGUAGACCAGAUGUUGAAUGGAGGAUAUCGGUCUAUAGUCUAUGCAGUGUGUUGUUCUCACUGUCCAGUGACGUCACAGGUUGGAUAGCUGCUAUUAUCGUCACUCCUGUCACCCAACAGUAGCUUUCAGAUGGAGGGAGAGAAGAGAGCGAGUUGUCAGUGGGGCCCAUCCUCCCGCCACCCUAUCACUAGACUAGACCUGGGUCAAAUACGUACAACUUGAGGUGCACUUGAUUUAGCUUGUCCACUACAAUGGAACCAAUAGAAUAGUCCCACCAAACUAAAUCAAGCGCACCCAUUGUUUCUGAAAGUACAGUAUUUGACCCAGGUCUGUCUUAUACCGAGCUGUUUAGUAAGAGAUGGAAUGAGACCAAGCUGAGGGUUCAACAUGUACAAAGAUGUAAAUCUCAAUAAUAUGCAAUCUGAUUAUAUAUGGAGAAUAUACCUACAUAGUCAAUAUAAUAUGUAACCAUGCUGAUGCAUUUAAAUGUGUGUAUAACUCUGUCUACAUAUUUGCUGUUGUUUGUGACAUCUGUCUUCUCAUAUAAGCUAUUCAUAUUAAUAGUAUUUUAUCGUACCUAAAUUGCAUUUGCACUCGCACUACGACGACUAAGUGAUGAAGUAACAUUUUAUUUUGGUUGAGAACGUUCAGCCCGUUGAGUAAUAAUGCCUAUCCCUCUCUAUAUCUCUGCGUGUCUAAGGCCUGGAUUCAUUCUGAUCCGUGUUAGAUCCGCCUGAUUGAGCCGACACAAUAUGCAGCAUUUACCGUGAAUGCGGUCUCUGCGAACGCGGAAACAUUGCCUUUAAAAGGUGCAUAGCCGGCCCGAAAAGGGUCGAUCGGAUUAAAUCUAGGCCCAAGCUAUACCUCUUCUCUGGCUGUGUUUACACUUUCACCUCAGACGGAUACUAAAAAGGAAUAGAUCUAUUGAUGUCGCUCGUUAUAACAUUUUGGAUAACAUGUAUGUCCCAACGCAUUAUUAUGUCGCUAUGUAUUAGUGCUUGCUAGUCUACAUGGUAUAGUACUAGCCUAUUACUCACCUGUUUGCACUGAAUUGCCGUUGUCUUUGAGCUGGCUAGACGUGUAGGAUGGCGUCUUGGGGCUCUAUUCAAUGUGUAAAGCUAAAGUGUUGCGGAUAGAAAUAUAAAAGGUCAUUCCCAUUUGAGCCGACAUGUGCAGCGUUUACAGUGAAUGCAGUCUCCGCUAACGCGGGAACAUUGCCUUUAAAUUUCAAUCGCGCUGUAAAACUGAACUUCCACGAUACGGAUUGAAUAGAGCCCUAUAGACUGACACAGGACCUGUUUUUAUAACUCUUUAGUUCAGCUUGGGUUUAUCUGACAAGCAGUAGUGACACAAACCUGGUAGCCUUGUAUUGUAACGUUGGGAGUAAUAGGGUUGUGGGGCAUGCAGGCGUUUGCUCCAUCCCAGCACUCCUCCUAAGUCUUCGGCUGUAGCCUCUAUCAUGGGAUCAACGUGUCUUAUGUCUCUCUCUGUGGGUGACAGUUUGAGGAGGGAGCACCAGGUUAGUGUGGAUACUCUUGUCAAAGUGUGUGUGUGUGUGUGUGUCCCAGACCAGCGUGACACACUCCGAAGCAGCGCUGGGCUCUCAGCAGUGUAACCUUCCCUUUAGAAAAGUUAGCAACUUUGUUAGCUGAAAAUGGUGUUUGAUAGCUGUGUGAUUUAUGAGCGUAAUAAAGUGGUGUUGCUGCUUCUGAAUGUGUGAGCUGCCAAGGGCCACACUGUCUGCUACAAUCACUCUGUUUUUACUUUAGAAAGCUUUUCUUUUUUUUUUUUUUUACUUUGACAAUAGCUGUGAAUGUGGCUGUGAACAUGCAGCUAACUAUGCCCUUGUCAAAAUGGCGUCCUUGAGUUGGGACACAGUCGUAACUGGCAGUUUGGUGUGUCCCUUUUUUAAAAGACAAAAAACAAAACUGACCGCUACACGGCUACAAUACCGUCCCCAUAGGUUUGUGUGUGAAAGCCUUCCCUGUUAUAGCAGCAAAGGGGGGACCAACUCCAUAUUAAUGCCCAUUAUUUUAUUUUUUUUGGGGGGGGG
Messenger RNA from Salvelinus fontinalis (brook trout), 5844 nucleotides. It is a transcript of the gene kctd3, whose product is annotated as potassium channel tetramerization domain containing 3. NCBI's taxonomy places the organism in Eukaryota, Metazoa, Chordata, Actinopteri, Salmoniformes, Salmonidae. The transcript has 19 exons. Gene Ontology annotation, molecular function: protein binding. The record is from RefSeq and is a predicted model, not a curated record. The coding region runs from base 403 to 2982 and encodes 859 amino acids. Gene Ontology annotation, biological process: protein homooligomerization.